Molecule: messenger RNA, 3571 nt
Organism: Mobula hypostoma (lesser devil ray)
Lineage: Eukaryota; Metazoa; Chordata; Chondrichthyes; Myliobatiformes; Myliobatidae
Gene: ddb1
Product: damage-specific DNA binding protein 1
Exons: 27
Coding region: 96-3518 (1140 amino acids)
Biological process (GO): proteasome-mediated ubiquitin-dependent protein catabolic process; DNA repair
Cellular component (GO): nucleus; site of double-strand break
Molecular function (GO): nucleic acid binding; protein binding
Source: RefSeq, a predicted model, not a curated record
ACACGUGAUGUGGGCGGCGGGAGCGCGAAGGUGGAGGAGCGCGUUUACCAGAGUUAGGCUGUGAAGCUGCUAUCGCUUCAGCACGAACCGCCACCAUGUCCUACAACUAUGUUGUGACAGCGCAGAAACCGACUGCGGUGAAUGCCUGCAUUACCGGUCAUUUCACCUCAGCCGAUGAUUUGAAUCUGUUGAUUGCCAAGAACACAAGGUUGGAGAUUUAUGUGGUGACUCCAGAAGGUUUGCGCCCUGUUAAAGAAGUAGGCAUGUAUGGCAAGAUAGCUGUAAUGGAACUCUUCCGACCAAAGGGAGAAGGUAAGGAUCUGCUUUUCAUCCUGACUGCAAAAUACAAUGCCUGCAUUCUGGAAUAUAAACAGAAUGGAGAAAACAUUGAUAUCAUCACAAGGGCCCAUGGAAAUGUACAGGAUCGUAUUGGCCGCCCUUCUGAGACAGGAAUAAUAGGUAUUGUGGACCCUGAGUGUCGCAUGAUAGGUCUCAGACUAUAUGAUGGGCUCUUCAAGGUAAUCCCUUUAGACAGAGACAACAAAGAAUUGAAGGCAUUUAAUAUCCGUCUGGAAGAGCUCCAUGUAAUUGAUGUGAAGUUUCUGUAUGGCUGUCAGGUCCCAACCAUUUGCUUUGUCUAUCAGGAUCCUCAGGGCCGCCAUGUAAAGACAUAUGAAGUAUCUUUGAGAGAAAAGGAAUUUAACAAGGGACCCUGGAAGCAGGAAAAUGUGGAAGCUGAAGCAUCAAUGGUCAUUGCAGUUCCAGAGCCAUUUGGAGGAGCACUGAUCAUAGGUCAGGAAUCCAUCACAUACCACAAUGGAGACAAAUAUCUGGCAAUUGCACCUCCAGCUAUCAAGCAAAGCACAAUUGUUUGCCACAAUCGUGUGGAUCCCAAUGGUUCACGAUAUCUGUUGGGAGAUAUGGAGGGACGUUUGUUUAUGCUGUUAUUGGAGAGGGAGGAACAAAUGGAUGGGAACAUCACUGUCAAAGAUCUUCGAGUUGAACUCCUGGGAGAGACAUCGAUUGCAGAAUGUUUGACAUACUUGGAUAAUGGAGUUGUGUUUGUUGGGUCUCGUCUUGGAGACUCACAACUUGUAAAGCUAAAUGUGGAUAGCAAUGAACAGGGGUCCUAUGUUGCUGGGAUGGAAACCUUUACCAACUUGGGUCCUAUUGUGGACAUGUGUGUAGUAGAUCUGGAAAGACAAGGUCAAGGCCAGCUGGUUACUUGUUCGGGAGCAUUUAAAGAAGGGUCAUUAAGAAUAAUUCGAAAUGGAAUCGGGAUUCAUGAACAUGCUAGCAUUGAUCUUCCUGGUAUUAAGGGUCUGUGGCCAUUGCGUUCUGAUUCCACUCGUGAUACAGAUGAUAUGUUGGUACUCUCAUUUGUUGGACAGACGCGUGUGCUGAUGCUUAAUGGGGAGGAGGUGGAGGAGACUGAAAUGCCUGGCUUUGUUGAUGACCAACAGACAUUUUACUGUGGGAAUGUAGCCCAUCAGCAACUCAUUCAGAUAACAUCUGGUUCAGUGCGAUUGGUCAGCCAAGAGCCUAAGUCUCUGGUUAGUGAAUGGAAAGAACCAAAUGGAAAGAAUAUCAGUGUUGCAUCCUGUAAUAACAGCCAGGUAGUAGUGGCAGUGGGUCGUGUAUUGUAUUACCUGGAAAUCCAUCCUAAAGAGCUCAAACAAAUCAGUUUUAUAGAAAUGGAGCAUGAAGUAGCCUGUCUGGAUAUCACUCCACUGACUGAGGGAAGCAGUAUAUCACCCCUUUGUUCUGUGGGCCUUUGGACAGAUAUUUCAGCCCAGAUCCUCAAAUUACCAUCGUUUGAAAUUCUACAUAAGGAGAUGCUUGGAGGAGAGAUUAUUCCACGGUCCAUUUUGAUGACAACAUUUGAAGGCAGUCAUUACCUGCUGUGUGCUCUGGGUGAUGGAGCUCUCUUUUACUUUGGACUUGAGAUAGAAACAGGCUUGCUGAGUGACCGGAAGAAAGUCACACUGGGGACCCAGCCAACUGUGCUGCGAACGUUCAGAUCUUUGUCCACUACAAAUGUCUUUGCCUGUUCAGAUCGUCCUACAGUCAUUUAUAGCAGCAAUCAUAAGCUGGUUUUCUCAAACGUUAACCUUAAGGAAGUAAACUAUAUGUGUCCUCUUAACUCUGAAGGAUAUCCUGACAGUUUAGCCUUGGCCAACAACAGCACUUUAACUAUAGGAACCAUUGAUGAGAUUCAGAAACUACACAUCCGGACAGUGCCACUUAAUGAAUCUCCAAAGAGAAUCUGUUACCAGGAGGCAUCACAGUGUUUUGGUCUGGUCAGCAGUAGAGUGGAAGUAUUAGAUCCCAGUGGAGGCACCUCUGUCCUGAGACCGAGUGCCAGCACUCAGGCUCUUUCCACCAGUGUCAGCUCCAGUAAACUUUUCCCAAGUAGUACCUCGCAGCAUGAAAGCUCGUUUGGGGAUGAAGUAGAAGUGCACAGUUUACUAAUCAUAGAUCAGCACACAUUUGAAGUACUUCAUGCUCACCAGUUUCUUCAAAAUGAGUAUGCACUAAGUAUUGUAUCCUGCAAGUUGAGCAAAGAUCCCAAUACAUACUUUGUUGUGGGUACAGCAAUGGUUUAUCCUGAAGAAGCAGAACCAAAACAAGGACGAAUUAUUGUGUUCCAGUACUCUGAUGGUAAACUUCAGACUGUAGCAGAAAAAGAAGUAAAAGGUGCGGUGUAUUCCAUGGUGGAGUUCAAUGGCAAGUUGUUGGCAAGCAUCAAUAGCACAGUUCGAUUAUAUGAGUGGACUGCUGAAAAAGAGCUACGCACAGAGUGUAACCACUACAAUAAUAUUAUGGCCCUUUACUUGAAAACAAAGGGAGACUUUAUUCUUGUGGGAGAUUUGAUGCGCUCAGUGCUGCUGCUUGCCUACAAACCAAUGGAAGGCAAUUUUGAAGAGAUUGCCCGAGACUUCAACCCUAACUGGAUGAGUGCUGUGGAGAUAUUGGAUGAUGAUAAUUUCUUGGGUGCAGAGAACUCCUUCAACUUAUUUGUAUGUCAGAAAGACAGUGCAGCUACUACAGACGAGGAAAGACAGCACCUCCAGGAAGUAGGGCUUUUCCACCUUGGCGAGUUUGUCAAUGUGUUUUGUCAUGGUUCUCUGGUGAUGCAGAAUCUUGGUGAGACAUCAACACCUACACUGGGUUCAGUGCUGUUUGGUACAGUCAAUGGCAUGAUUGGUUUGGUUACUUCAUUAUCUGAGAGCUGGUAUAACUUCCUUUUUGAAGUCCAAAAUCGACUGAAUAAAGUUAUCAAAAGCGUGGGCAAGAUUGAACAUUCAUUUUGGAGAUCAUUUCACUCCGAAAGGAAGACUGAACCUGCUGCAGGUUUCAUAGAUGGAGACCUUAUAGAGAGCUUCUUGGAUCUUAGCCGACCUAAAAUGCAGGAGGUGGCUGCAGGGUUGCAGAUUGAUGAUGGAAGUGGGAUGAAAAGAGAAGCAACUGUAGAUGAUCUGAUAAAAAUUGUUGAAGAAUUAACUAGAAUACAUUAGCCGAACACUGGAGAUAUGCUGUUUAUCAGUGAUGAUGCUGGUAUUAUUGGAGG